This is a messenger RNA of Arabidopsis thaliana (thale cress), 1548 nucleotides long. Its product is annotated as zinc ion binding / nucleic acid binding protein. The transcript has a single exon. Bases 1 to 1548 code for a protein of 515 amino acids. NCBI's taxonomy places the organism in Eukaryota, Viridiplantae, Streptophyta, Magnoliopsida, Brassicales, Brassicaceae. The record is from RefSeq and is marked reviewed.
AUGCUUGACGUCGGAGAAAAGGGGCGUCCACCAGGGGAUCCUCCGGAUAAGUUGGAGUCGUGGGCUACGAAAGUGAAGGGUAGUGCUGGGGGAGGUAUCUUGAAACCAGAAGACGUGAUUGAUGAUGAGUUUGUGAGGGAGCGGGUGGGGCUGGAGUUUCCAGAUGGUGAGGACGAGGAGCCAGUUAUUACCAUUGGUGAGGAGGUGUUGGAAGCCAUGAAUGGGCUUUGGAAGAAGUGUAUGAUAGUGAAGGUGCUUGGGAGCCAGAUUCCGAUCUCGGUGUUGAAUCGCAAGCUAAGGGAGCUUUGGAAACCGUCGGGAGUGAUGACAGUGAUGGAUUUGCCCCGCCAGUUUUUCAUGAUUAGGUUUGAACUGGAAGAGGAGUAUAUGGCUGCUUUAACCGGAGGUCCAUGGAGAGUUCUUGGGAACUAUCUGUUGGUCCAAGACUGGUCGUCAAGGUUUGAUCCGUUGAGGGAUGAUAUUGUGACUACCCCGGUGUGGGUUAGAUUAUCGAAUAUCCCGUAUAACUACUAUCAUCGGUGUUUACUCAUGGAGAUUGCUCGUGGGUUGGGUAGACCACUCAAGGUUGAUAUGAAUACGAUUAACUUUGACAAGGGUCGUUUUGCUCGAGUGUGUAUUGAGGUUAACUUAGCAAAACCUUUAAAAGGGACUGUGCUAAUCAAUGGGGAUAGAUACUUCGUAGCAUAUGAAGGACUGUCUAAAAUCUGUUCUUCGUGUGGUAUUUACGGUCAUUUGGUUCAUUCUUGUCCAAGAAAUGUGGUGGUGAAAGUUUCGGCUGGGGCAGAGACGGUUACGGAUAGAGCUGUGGUGCCUGUUGGGAUGGAGGGAGAUGACGGGUUCACAGUGGUUCAACGCACCGCUAGACGGCCGGCGGCACCGGUGCAGAAGAUGGUGUUUGCGGUGGGUGCGUCUGGUGGUAGGUCAAAACAGAGGUUAAGGGAACUCCCUAAAAAUCAGGGGGUGGAUCUCGCAAAUCGAUUUGGUGGAUUGGAUGGUAAUGGUGAUUUGCCUGAUUUAAGGGAAGUUGCCAUUACAGAAGGGCCAAAUAAGGAAAAUGAAUAUCAUGGGAGGAAUGUGGGGAAGGUUAUGGGUGUCCCACUAGUUAAGGAAGCUCGGGGUUCUACGCAGAUGGAGAAAGGGAAAGGCGGGAGUAAAGGUGGUUUUAAAUGGAAGCGUAAUGGAGGGAUGAAGGCUUUGGAGCCCAUUGGGCCAAAACAGAAACAUGGGGCCGCAAAUAAGCCUGCUAGGGGAUUAAUAUUUGGGCCUACUAAAGAUGCAAACUCAGUACCAGUUGGGGAGGAUUUGUUAUCCAACGGGAAGCGACUGCGUGUGGAACAAAGAGAUGUUGGGAGACCAGGUGGUGUGUAUUCAAGUGCGAUGGGUUCGCAUGCCCAUGAGGCUAGUUUCGACUUGGAUUCAUCGUCGACUUUGUCUCAGCGGUUCCAGCGGGAGGAUUUGAUGUCUGAAAUAGCUGUUGUGAGUCAUGAAGGAUCGGAAGUGGGGAAUUCCAGUGAGGGAAUGGCAUGA